CGGCCGCACGGCCACGGUACCGUGUCCGUGCACCCAACGAUCGGAGUCAACCAACGAUCAGGGCACAACAUUUGCAGUAGAUUUCAACGCGUAAUUACUUAACCACAAUGCCAGGAAUUCCAGAUGCGCUUGCAGAGAUUGAUAGUCUGAAGCCAGGCGACAAAUUUGUUUAUACAAAGCUUGCAGAAAAACACAGUGUUGGUCGCAACACCUUGUCCCGCGCGCACCGAGGUGUGCAGGCUCCCCAACGCGCAGAAACUCAGCAACCAACCAGAAUUAGAUCUAGUCAAGUACAAAGAAGAGCUAUCAGCGCGUCACUUACCACCUACAAGGCGUAUAGUACAAAAUUUCGCAUCCUCUAUUGCCUCACAGCCCUGCUCCAAUAGCUGGGUCAAGUGCUUCCUGCGCUAUCACCGCGAUCGGCUCACGUCUUAGGUAAUACCUAGGCCACUAGCAUGGACUCCAGUUGCCACAACACUAAGUUACAAUACAAAUACAAGUUGUAAUUUAAGCUUCUGCAGCAGACAAUCACUUAAUAUAACA
This is a messenger RNA of Didymella exigua CBS 183.55, 543 nucleotides long. RefSeq lists its product as uncharacterized. The record is from RefSeq and is a predicted model, not a curated record. The transcript has a single exon. The coding region runs from base 108 to 386 and encodes 92 amino acids. Lineage: Eukaryota; Fungi; Ascomycota; Dothideomycetes; Pleosporales; Didymellaceae.